Messenger RNA from Lithohypha guttulata, 2235 nucleotides. RefSeq lists its product as uncharacterized. Lineage: Eukaryota; Fungi; Ascomycota; Eurotiomycetes; Chaetothyriales; Trichomeriaceae. The record is from RefSeq and is a predicted model, not a curated record. Gene Ontology annotation, biological process: RNA polymerase III preinitiation complex assembly. Bases 1 to 2235 code for a protein of 744 amino acids. Gene Ontology annotation, molecular function: TFIIIC-class transcription factor complex binding. Gene Ontology annotation, cellular component: transcription factor TFIIIB complex. The transcript has a single exon.
AUGUCGUCGUUCAGCUCGGUAAUCCGCAAACCAGGCGGCACGAUCGCCCCGAAAGUCGCACCAAGGCGAAACAUUGUCCGCAAGGCCACAAAUUCUGCUCCUACGCCUCAGCCUCAGACCAAAAGUGCGCCUUUACCUCAGACCGACAGCUCGUCUGCUCUUUUUUCAGAGCUAGUACAAGAUAAGGAUCCAGUGGAUGCGGCCAGCACCGGAUCUUAUGGCGAUGAAACCUCGAAGCGACAGGAAGAUGGCUCUACAAUUCGGUUGAACGUUCAAGAAGGGUUAGCGCAUAAUGAGAAUGAGUCUCUAGUUGAGACAGUACCUCAAAUCCACCCUGAGAAUGGAGAGCAUAGUGUCGCGUCGUCCCAGAGUGACAGUCAAUCUCAUACUGCAGCAGAUACUAGGGCCGAACCCAUAGAGGAGGCCACAACGCAACAGAACACGCAUGUUCCAGAUGUCCUCAAUGUUCCCAAUUGGCCCAAGCAGAAGUCUAAACCUGAACGUAAUGCUUCGAAGUCGCGAUUGAGCGCAACUGAGGCACAAAAUACCUCACCUCCAGUCCUGGCUGCUAUCGGUGGGCAGACGACUAAUGCCGAGCAUAUAGAGGCCGGGCCAGGAGAGGUUGAAAGCACAAACAACCCGUUGCCGACAGUCACUGCUCCCAAUACAACACGACCAAGGAGCAAGCGGAAACAGCAACCUCGAGGAAGUGUUGACAUCCUUCUCGCGCAGCCAACGAUUCCACCCACUCCUCCAAGCACCCAAGCCUCGAAAACUCCCGAUCAAGAUCCUGCCCAAACGAGCAAUUCUCGAAGAGCAACAUCUGUCGUCUCACGUAGAUGCGAGCCACUGUCCGAAGCCGAGGAGGCCUUGGAUAGCUUUCAUACAGGUAUACGCAGGCUAAGAGAACUAUCCGCCUCUAUCGAUCCACUGCGUACCACCAAUCAGCCAGGAGCGCCGUCUGGCAACCAUCGAGGAGAUGCCACGAUUCCCGCUGACGAUUCUGGUGCAGCAGUUGACCGACCUAGAAAACGACGUAGAAGGAACAACAAUACACCAAUGACGGUUCAACAACAAGCAGCGCAAGUCGUGGCCAAUGUUCUUGGUAUUCCAGGGCCAACACCAAAUCGUGGACGACGUCGACAACGCACGCCCGAAGAUCCCGAGAACUAUGAGAUAGAACCAGAGUCAACCAUGAUGAGCCAACUAUGCACUCCUAGUCACAACUUUGGCAAGAAAUCUGAUAAAGAGAAGGAGAUCGAAGCAAAUUGGCCAGAAAUUCUUCGUAGGCGGAAAGAGGAUGCCCAGGCUCGACUUGUCGCUGCCAAUGAGAACCGCAGAAGAAAAGGCGUGUCAGGCGCUAAUGCCGGCGAGCAAUUACAAACUGAUGGGCCAGAUGUGAACGUGGCCAGCACUAUGGUCAUAGAGAAUGGUGUGAUCGUGGCCAGCAGCCGUGAGAUCGAUCAGAUACAGCACGCUCAAAAACAACUGGAGGCCGUUGAUGACGCUAAGAUUCUAGAAGAUGUCGACAUAUACAAACGUGUCAACAGCCAUACCAUUGCCAGCAAGCAACAACUACCAGCAGGUCAGCGCUGGGACGAUCAGCUUACGGAAAUGUUUUAUCAGGGGUUGAAAAUGUUCGGGACAGACUUCAAAAUGAUUAGCAACAUGAUACCCGGCAAGACGCGGAAACAGGUCAAGCUGAAGUACAACGUAGAAGAACGGCUACACUGGUCUAGGGUUCAGCGAUGUCUGGACCAAAGGGAAGAGGUCGACCUAGUUGAGUAUGGCAACUCUGCUGACAUGGAGUGGUGCAAUGCUGCAGAUGUCUACAAACAGAUGGAGGAGGACGAAAAACGACUUCGAGAAGAGGACGAAGCCAGAAGACGUGAAGAAGGAAUCAUAUCUCAAGACAGACCUGACGCCGCCAACGCAGACGGAGAGGCUGACAUUGCAGUGCCCAGCAUCGAAGGACCGGAUGGUGAAGUCUCCGAGGCAACCAGCACAGGCUUAGUGGCUGGUGACCGGGAUAGACAAAGCACAGCUGCAGGAAGUCGUCUCGGAUCAACCACUACUGGAAGGCAGACUGCUCAACCUUCCGGUAAGAAGAAGCAGACCAAGAAGGCAGCUUCUACUUCGAAGCGUGGCAAGCAGGCUGCGAACAAGAACAAGAGCUUCGAAGGAGUGGAGGAGCGACUUGGUGACGUGGGCGACAUCACGAUUCCAGGAGGUUGA